GGUACCCUGCAAUCGCAGCUCAAACACUGAAGUCCACCUUCAAUUAAUAAGCAAAAAGAUUUCUCUUUUUAUACAAGGUUAGUUCCCCCUCAAUGAAAUUUCAAUUGGGUAACUCAAGAAAAUUCUUGAAAUGAAGUGUCUAAAACAUUUUCGUAAAUUUUCAACCUUUCUUGAAUUACCCAAAAAUACCCACCAAAGAAAAAAAUUGGACCCAAUUCCAUUGCCUCAUAGAACUAUUUCUGAGCCUAAAGGUCAAGAUCUUGAUUUUAUUAAUGUAGCACAUAGUCACCUUAUACAUUCUGAUUGGUCUAAGCUUGAGAUUUUAGCUUCUGGUUUAACCCCAUUUAGAGUAAAGCACAUUUUAUUGAAAAUUCAAAAAGAUUAUGUUUUGUCCCUUGAAUUCUUCAAUUGGGUUGAGGUUAAAAACCCUAAUUCAAAUACCCUUGAGAAUCAUUCCAUUGUUCUUCAUGUUCUUACUAAGAAUAAGAAGUUUAAAUCAGCUGAAUCAAUUUUGAGGAAGCUUCUUAAAUCAGGUUCUGUUGAUUUUCCUGCUAAAUUAUUUGAAGCUGUACUUUUAUCGUAUCGAAUGUGUGAUUCUUCGCCACGUGUUUUUGACUCUUUGUUUAAGUGUCAUGCUCAUUUGAAGAAGUUUAGGAAUGCCAGUGAUACAUUUUGUAGUAUGAAGCAAUAUGGUUUUGUUCCUACUGUUGAGUCUUGCAAUGCUUUUAUGAGCUCAUUGCUUAGUUUGGAUAGGACAGAUGUUGCAUUAGGUUUUUAUAAGGAGAUGCGUCGGUCAAGGAUUUCGCCUAAUAUUUAUACCUUUAACAUGGUUAUGAGUGCUUUUUGCAAAUUGGGAAAACUAGAAAAGGCUGUUGAGGUCUUAAGGGAAAUGGAGAACAUAAGCUUGAAACCGACUGUUGUGUCUUAUAAUACUUUGAUUGCUGGACACUGUAACCGCGGCCUCUUGAGUGUUGCGUUGAAACUUAAGAGCUCGAUGGAGAAGAAUGGGGUAUGUCCAGAUAGUGUUACUUAUAAUGCUCUUAUUCACGGUUUAUGUAAGGAAGGGAAAUUACAUGAAGCAAACAGACUUUUUAGUGAGAUGAAGAGAAUCAGUGUGGCUCCUAAUGUUGUCACGUAUAAUACAUUGAUAAAUGCAUAUAGCCAGGUUGGUAAUUCUGAAAUGGGAAGUCGGCUUUUUGAGGAGAUGGCGAACAAUGGAUUGAAGGGUGAUAUCUUGACUUACAAUGCAUUGAUUUUGGGACUUUGCAAAGAGGGGAAGACAAAGAAAGCUGCAUUUUUGGUCAAAGAACUUGAUAAGGCAAACUUGGUUCCUAAUUCCUCUACUUUCUCUGCUUUGAUUAGUGGACAAUGUGCAAGAAGGAAUCCUGACCGUGCCUUUCAACUCUAUAAAAGCAUGGUCAGAGGAGGUUGUCACCCGAAUAAGCCAACUUUGACUCUAUUAACGUCCACCUUCGUCAAGAAUGAGGAUUAUGAUGGAGCGUUGAAAGUCUUGAAAGAGAUGGUAGAAAUAUCUAUUACCCCUGAUUUGGGUAUGUUAACUGAACUAUGCAACUCACUUCUCAGAUGCGGCAGAGAAGGAACGAUCAUAAAACUUUUACAAGAACUAGAAGCUAGACGCCUCAUGCCUGAAGGUUUUGAUAAAACAACAAUAAUUAGUUCUAUGGACUGAAGAUAUAAUGUAAAUUUUUUACAAGAAAUAGAAGCUAGACGCCUCACGGACAAAGGUUUUGAUAUAGCAACAGUGAUUAGUUCUACGAGAAGAUAGAAUUUUCCCCCAGGGGUGGCCUAGCGGUCGAUAGUUGAAGCAACAAGUCAACAACCUCGGAACCAACAUUUGAAUCCCAACUGAGGCAGCACUAGACGAGAUCUUACAUCUACCUAAGUCUUGGUAUGAUAUCCGGUACCUGUGUUGGUUGGAGAUAGUAGGUAUCUAGCGGAUUAAUCGAUACACACACAAGCUUGGCACAAACACUUUGUUUUAUCUUAGGAAGCAAAGUUGGAUAUUAUAAUAAGGAUUAAUAUAUUCCAAAUUUUGCCUUGUCCUGAUUUCUGAGAGCUCAACAUAAAUUAACUGCAGCUGUUUUACUCGUUUGACCAUUUGCUAAAUUGGUGUUGCCUCACUUAUUUGAGUGCAUCAUUAUUGUAUCCUAUAUCUGAAACUUUUGAUGCUGAUUUAGAGACAUGUCGAAAUGAUAACGAGAUUCAAGUAACUUUUUUUCACGAAGCUGCUGUAGUAAAUCUGAAUCAUUCUGGUUUAAUUUUAUAGUUGGUUGUUAGUUGUCA
Nicotiana tabacum (common tobacco) is the source of this 2304-nucleotide messenger RNA. RefSeq lists its product as uncharacterized. NCBI's taxonomy places the organism in Eukaryota, Viridiplantae, Streptophyta, Magnoliopsida, Solanales, Solanaceae. Gene Ontology annotation, molecular function: protein binding. The record is from RefSeq and is a predicted model, not a curated record.